Molecule: messenger RNA, 2719 nt
Organism: Mollisia scopiformis
Lineage: Eukaryota; Fungi; Ascomycota; Leotiomycetes; Helotiales; Mollisiaceae
Exons: 5
Coding region: 220-2388 (722 amino acids)
Cellular component (GO): cytoplasm
Source: RefSeq, a predicted model, not a curated record
AACCUUUUUCUUUUAUUUUUUUGAGGUGGUACGAGAGGGCAACUAGGAUUCGAACAAGCAGGGCGUUCACGAAUACUCGAAUUGCGAUCCUGGAAGAAGAGGGAACAAUAUGUGCUAGGAACGCUGGGCGAACGAGUUUCGAUUUAUUAGCAGAAGCGGCUGAAGUUUUGAGGUGGUGUCAGACUGCGAAUUGGGAUUGAGACAGCGCAACGACGAAAGAUGGCAGAUGCGGAUCUAGAGACCGUGGAUCUGUCCCCUGCGGCAGAGGCGACGACGAUGCCGAUCGAGGAGCCUGUGACGAAGAAUGGGAAUGCAGCUUCAGCGGGCUUCGUUCCUCUUGUUACGGUCGUGGGCUUUCACCAUGCGAGAGGCCCCGAAGUCGAGAAUUGGUUCGGUGCAGAAGAGGGCUCUGACCCAGCUAUCGACAAUGAAUGGCCUCUCCUCCCCUUCAUGGCUCUCUCUGAUGGCGCCCAUGCAAGCACAGAAGAUUUCUCCUACUUCACGCUCCUCCGGCCCGCGACCAAGUCCCUCCCUGCCACCUCCCUCUUCGGCAUCUCCUGCACGCGGCAAAUGGAUGCCUCGGCGCUGCUCAACCGCCCCGCGGACGUGACCCGCUCCACGGUGCAGAAAGCCGUCGUGGUGAUCGCGGACUCGCCGCAGUUUUUCGGCAUGCUGCGGGAGCGGUUGGGGGUCGUGACCACGGCGUGGUUCGCGCAAAGGGAGUUUGGCGAUACGGAGAUCCUGAAGCGGUUCCAGGAGAGCUUGAGGGAGGAAAAGGAGAGGGGUGUGGGGCAGGGGGAGGAGGAUCGGGAGGAGUAUCUGGGGAUGAGUUUGAGGGAGUUGGUUAGGGAGUUUAAGUGGCAGACUUUGGUGCUGUUUAAGUGCUGUUUGUUGCAGCCUAAGAUGUUGUUCUUUGGGAGUAGGUGUGAGAGGUUGUGUAUGAUGCAGUUUUCGCUCAUAUCGUUGAUUCCGGGUCUUAUAAGGAAUUUGCAGGACUGUGCGGAUCCGGAGUUGGAUGGGUAUGAGAAGCAUAUGUCGAAGCCGACGAGUUUGAAGACGAGUGAUAGGAGUUCUUUGUUGAAUUAUAUGGGGUUGCCUUUACAGAUUUUCGGAAAGGGAAGUCUAUUCGGUCCCUAUACCCCUUUACAACAACUCGAUAUCCUAGCAGACUACGGCACAAAAUCAUAUAUAGUCGGCUCAACCAAUUCCCUCUUACUCCAGCAAAAAGACCGCUACAGCGACAUCCUGAUCAACCUCGACAACACAACCAUCAAUAUAACCUCCAGCUCCCUCCGAGCGGCUCUCGCUCUCUCCAUAGCUGACCGCCGCUGGAUCGACUUCAUAACCCAAUCCGUAAACGAAACCUGGGACGAUGCCAACCCCGGCCGUCCCAAGACCAUGGGCUACGUCGGCUCCGAGGAAUUCAUCCGUCUCCAAUUCGAAGAGUACCUACUCUCCCUCAUCUCCGCCGUCAAAUGCCACAAUUACAUGCAACACCACGCCCACAACCCCAACGUCAUGCUCCCUCAAGUCGAAGGCGACCCUUCUACCGAUUUUGGCGCAGAUUGGAUAGAAGCGUGGUCGCGGUCCGAGAAUUACCGCAUCUGGGACCGCUACACCGAUUCCCACCUCUUUGACAUCGUCGAGCCUAAGCAUCCUUGCGCAGGCGGGCUAACGAUCGAAGACGUGCAGAGGAGACUCUCAGAACAGGUCAAGGAAUUCCAUCUCGACGAGCGAUUCGCGGUCGGCAAAGAAGUCCUGGGCCGGAAUCUAGCGGCGGGCAAAGAGAAGGCGAGUACGGUGUUUAAUAAACUAUACGCGGAUAUGGAAGCCUUGCGAGAAUCUCAGCGGAGGAAACACGAAGAAGCCAAACGAGAGGCGGAGCGGAACGGGCUUCCGAGCCCGGGGUUCCAGGCCCCGGAUCUGAAUGGCGCGAGGCAGACGGUGCAGAGCGUGUCGAGUAAAGCGGGGGCGUAUAUCGGCAGUUGGGGCACGUGGAUGGGGGAGAAGAGGAAGGCGGGGUGGGGGAGGAAUGCUGCGCCUGUGGUGCAGCAGCAACAGCCGAAGAAGGAGAAGGAGAAUCUCCCGAGACCACCACCGGUGGUGGAGAAAGAGGAGAGGCCGAAGACGAAUGAGAGUUAUAAGGAGAGUUUGUUUGAUGCGGAGAGUCCGAAGAAGGAGGAGCAUGCAACGCCUGUGCAUCGUUAUCCCGUGCCGUCGAAGUUUCAUGAGGCGGUUGAUGAGGAUGUGCCUGUUCCUGUUCCUGUUGCCGCUGCAGCUGUGCCGGAUGAAGCGGCGAAGGAGUGGGAAGAGCAAACUUCGUCAAAGGUGGAUGUCGAGGAGCGGAAUAGUAAGGUUGCGGAGGCGUUGGAGGCUGCGAAUGUAUAGCCGAGAUUGGUUGGGGAAAGGAUGGGUGGGGGUCUUUAGAGCGAGCAUUUGCAUGGUUGAGGCGUUUGGUUCUGUGGAUUGAGUGCGUGAGUGAUUGGAAUUGAGAUGAGAUGGAAUGAGCUUUAUGAUUAAUAUGAUAAUGACUUAUGGUUUAUGCUCUGAAGGUGGGAUGGGAUGUAGAUGAUGUGAAAGUGAGGUGCGAGUGUCCGGAUCAGGGUAGGGGUUUAAGGUUUGAAAAUGUUUAUCUGGAGGUUGGUGAUUUGGUUCGAGUGAGAGUCCGACAAUCUUUCAGUUUUUCUGCGUUUAAGAUUGCGGCAGGAUUUCAAAGUUU